Messenger RNA from Rhipicephalus microplus (southern cattle tick), 1886 nucleotides. RefSeq lists its product as uncharacterized. Lineage: Eukaryota; Metazoa; Arthropoda; Arachnida; Ixodida; Ixodidae. The record is from RefSeq and is a predicted model, not a curated record.
GACAGGCGUGCAAGGUCGUCCUUGCACGACUCUCGGGCCGUUCGGCUUGGCUGAUGCCCCGAGACGGACCCUCUUUCCUGACCGAAAAAGAGCUGCGGUCUCAUGGGCGCCGCCCGACAGUGCCGAGAGACGCGAGUGCGCCAUGAAGACGGCUCUGUUGCUCUGCCUGCUCACCGCCGUGGACCAGCGCCAGAGCACGGCGCACCAUCACUCCGCGCCACAGCCGCGCACCGAUUGUCACCACCAGUACUGGCUGUACCAACCAGCGUCCACCGCGGGUGGCUUCCAGUACCCUUAUUCGGGGCACCAUGGCUACCAGCCGCCCCACGGCUAUUCCUACGCACCCGGCUAUCAGCAGCCUGGCUAUCAACCACCUGGCUAUCAGCAGCCCGGCUACCUCGAUGGCCGCCACAUCAUCCCACUGCCUCCACUGCCACCCCCGCCACCGCCUUCUUCCCUGCCGUAUCCAGGACCAUGGGUCCCAUCAUACCCAAGGCAACCAAAGCCGAAAAAUUUGGACCCAUUCCCAGGCAAAUUCCUUGGCAUGGGCACGGUGCGUUACCUGAACGGAGGGCGUGACGUCGAGCUAGUAUGCGACCUGCACGGCAAUCAGCUGGUCUCGAACGUGGUGUGGGUGAAGGCAACGCAUCCGCGGGGCCAGCCGCCGGUCACAUGGCGUCCUCCACCGCCCAGUUGUGGGCCGUGUUUCUGCCCCGUGCAGUAUGGCUGUGUGUACCAGCAUCUGGAUCUGGCCGACAGAAGAUUCUUUGCCGACACCAAGGGUCACCACGCCUCUCUGACUAUCUACGGGGUUUCGCCGGCUGACUUCGGUGUCUACCGCUGCAGUGCUACCAGCUCGCCAACCGGGUUGGCCGCGGCCCACACCGAGACGGUGUACCAGAUCGUUCAUUUCACCGGAUAGAAAGGGGCUCCGGCACCCCACAAUGAUGCAUCACCACAGAUGUUCACUCGCGGCGUGCUCUCCAGGACUCUGGUCUUAGGAGAAUUAAUGGCCGCUGAAGUUACGUUUAGUCCGUCUUUUAUUUAUUAGGUACGUAAAAGUAGUUCUCACUGCGUACGGCUGUACUCGCCGACUGAUGGAAUUUGUGUCCGUUUUGUUGACGCUUAGCUAGAGCACGUAUUUUUUACCACAUUAAAAGUUGCUGAGAAAAAAUAGAAAUAUAUACCUUCACCCUCCUCUUCACCCCCCGUCACGGGAGCCUCAUUCAAGGUGCAUUCCUCACCAUCCAAAGCACCUUUGCUUUUGCGACAUACGCCUCUUUACGUAUUAUCGAUAUAUGUUUUGAUGAGUUAAGUUAUUAUGUAUCAACCCAUCAUACUCUUGAUUUUAAAAGGAGUCUUACGUACCAUCUACACGUUGCUAAGGCGAAUGGGGGCACCUACAAGUUGAGUACGUUAAGAAAAAGUCACAUUCCCGGUCUUAUAAAAUUACUUCUCUUCUCGUGUUACUCUCCGAUGUGUUGUCCCUUGAGACACGCGUACACUGCACAUUCUGCGGUGCUUGAGCAAGUUCUCUGCGAUUAUGUCCUUUUAAACAAGAUGGUACGGUAUAUAUGCCGCUAAACUCAUUUUCAUUUAUUUAUUUAUUACGUUAUUACAAAGCUUAUGAAUAAAAAUAAUUGAAUUCCAAUGCCCUCUUUAAUUUGUGUAACCAAAACCUCCCUAAAGUGUCUAAUUAGUCUCCUAAUGCCCCGCCACCCACGUCAAUUUACGUUUCUUUUAUAGCGCCCAAAGUCUCGAGCUGAGUUACUACAGCCUUCUCGCUUAAAUGAAUGUUGCAAUAUCCCAACAGGGCAUGCUGAACACUUCUUUUGUCUGUCCUACACACCAAUCGUGCCGCCACAUUGGUAUAGGUUAUACUGCUC